AUGUCCGAGCCAGAAUUUCAACAAGCUUAUGAUGAAGUUGUCUCUUCGCUAGAAGACUCUACUCUUUUCGAGCAACAUCCAAAGUACAGAAAGGUCUUGCCAAUUGUCUCUGUUCCAGAAAGAAUUAUACAAUUCAGAGUCACUUGGGAAAAUGACAAGGGCGAACAAGAAGUUGCUCAAGGUUACAGAGUGCAAUACAACUCCGCUAAGGGUCCAUACAAGGGUGGUUUGCGUUUCCAUCCAUCUGUUAACUUGUCUAUUUUGAAGUUCUUGGGUUUCGAACAAAUUUUCAAGAACUCUUUGACCGGCCUAGACAUGGGUGGUGGUAAAGGUGGUUUGUGUGUUGACUUGAAAGGAAGAUCCAACAACGAAAUCAGAAGAAUCUGUUACGCCUUUAUGAGAGAACUAAGCAGACACAUUGGUCAAGACACCGAUGUGCCAGCCGGUGAUAUUGGUGUUGGUGGCCGUGAAAUCGGUUACUUGUUCGGUGCCUACAGAUCAUACAAGAACUCCUGGGAAGGUGUCUUGACCGGUAAAGGUUUGAACUGGGGUGGUUCUUUGAUCAGACCAGAAGCCACUGGUUACGGUUUGGUCUACUACACCCAAGCCAUGAUUGACUACGCCACCAACGGUAAGGAAUCCUUCGAAGGUAAGCGUGUCACCAUCUCUGGUAGCGGUAACGUUGCUCAAUUCGCCGCUUUGAAGGUUAUCGAACUAGGCGGUACCGUUGUUUCUCUAUCCGACUCCAAGGGUUGUAUCAUCUCUGAGACCGGUAUCACUUCCGAGCAAAUUGCUGAUAUCUCUAGUGCCAAGGUCAAUUUCAAGUCCUUGGAGCAAAUUGUAGGUGAGUAUUCCACCUUCACUGAAAACAAAGUCCAAUACAUUUCCGGUGCCCGUCCAUGGACCCACGUUCAAAAGGUCGACAUUGCCUUGCCAUGUGCCACUCAAAACGAAGUCAGCGGUGACGAAGCCAAGGCCUUGGUCGCCCAAGGCGUCAAGUUUGUUGCCGAAGGUUCUAACAUGGGUUCCACCCCAGAAGCCAUUGCCGUUUUUGAAACUGCUCGUGCCACAGCCUCCACACUAAAGGAAUCUGUCUGGUACGGUCCACCAAAGGCUGCUAACUUGGGUGGUGUUGCUGUUUCUGGUUUGGAAAUGGCCCAAAACUCCCAAAGAAUCACAUGGAGCAGCGAAAGAGUCGACCAAGAAUUGAAGAAAAUCAUGGUCAACUGUUUCAACGAAUGUAUUGAUUCCGCCAAGAAGUACACUAAGGAAGGUAACGCUUUGCCAUCCUUAGUCAAGGGUGCUAACAUUGCAAGUUUCAUUAAGGUCUCUGAUGCUAUGUUCGACCAAGGUGAUGUAUUUUAA
Messenger RNA from Saccharomyces eubayanus, 1365 nucleotides. It is a transcript of the gene GDH1, whose product is annotated as glutamate dehydrogenase (NADP(+)) GDH1. The transcript has a single exon. The coding region runs from base 1 to 1365 and encodes 454 amino acids. The record is from RefSeq and is a predicted model, not a curated record. Gene Ontology annotation, cellular component: cytosol. NCBI's taxonomy places the organism in Eukaryota, Fungi, Ascomycota, Saccharomycetes, Saccharomycetales, Saccharomycetaceae. Gene Ontology annotation, molecular function: L-glutamate dehydrogenase (NADP+) activity.